Molecule: messenger RNA, 1116 nt
Organism: Aspergillus steynii IBT 23096
Lineage: Eukaryota; Fungi; Ascomycota; Eurotiomycetes; Eurotiales; Aspergillaceae
Exons: 5
Coding region: 1-1116 (371 amino acids)
Source: RefSeq, a predicted model, not a curated record
AUGUCGAGUCCCUUUGGCGAGCCCCCGAUAGGCAUUAAUCUCGCUGAGAACCAUACGCCUCGGAACAAUGCCACUGUAGUCUGCAUGUUUGGACUAGCAGCGGUGGCAGUUGCUCUGCGAGUGAUUGCGAGGAUCAGGGUUCAGCAUUCGCGGAUUGCCGCUGAUGAUUAUUUUAUCUUCGUAGCGCUGCUUGCCGUUAUAGCAACGCUGGUCUGUACAAUUAUGGGUACCCAUGGCUUAGGGAAGCAUGUCUGGGUGGUUCCUCUGGAAGAUGUGAUUGCCAUCAUGAAGGUCCUGUUUGCAUAUGUGCUCGCCUACGUUUUCACCAUUCCCCUAAUUAAAAUGUCAAUCAUCUGCUUUUACCGGCGCAUUUUCGGAAUGAACGCAGCGAUGUGGUUCUGCGUCUUCUUGACACUGGGUUACUGCAUUUCUUGCACGGUCGCAUUCCUGUCCUGCUGCCGUCCCUUGUCCUAUUUUUGGACGCAAUACAGAGAUCCCAAUGGAGGAAAAUGUGUGUUCGACCUGUAUCGAUUUUAUAUCGGUAACGCCGUCGCCAACCUGAUCACCGACGUGGUGAUCUUGCUUGUCCCUAUCCCCGUAGUCUGGAGACUUCAGAUGCCGACGGCGUUGAAGGUGAUGGUGUCGUCAAUAUUCAUUCUAGGAGGAUUUGUCUGCAUAGCAAGUCUUGUUAGGAUCUACUUUAUGACCUUCCUCAACUCGUCCCUGGAUAUUACCUGGAUUAUGGGCGACGUAUUUAUCUGGUCAAGCGUCGAACCCUGCGUCGGCAUCCUCUGUGCCUGUUUGCCAACUAUCCGACCAUUGCUGCGGUCAGCCUUCCGACUCCUUCUGGGAUCACUCAAAGCUGAGAGGACAUUUGGACCUUGCAGCUCCGACGACGAUGUGAACGAACUGCAAAGCCAGUAUUUUCAACGGCCAGUGUCCAUCGGACCUUGCUCGCCACGUUCGGAAGAGGGGGAGAUAAUAUUGAUAAAGUCUAUUACUCACGUUGAGGUCAUCGGAUCCUUUCAUGAUGGGACCUCAGACGAGGAUUGCGAUCAAGACCCGUUGUCCAUCAAAGUUAGAAAGGAGUUUCAAUGGUCGGUAGAGCACAACUAA